This is a messenger RNA of Venturia canescens, 3490 nucleotides long. RefSeq names its product glucosidase 2 subunit beta (gene GCS2beta). Lineage: Eukaryota; Metazoa; Arthropoda; Insecta; Hymenoptera; Ichneumonidae. Gene Ontology annotation, biological process: N-glycan processing. The coding region runs from base 912 to 2474 and encodes 520 amino acids. The transcript has 2 exons. Gene Ontology annotation, cellular component: glucosidase II complex. The record is from RefSeq and is a predicted model, not a curated record.
GCACAAGUAGUAAUUUCUGUAUAUUAUAAACCUUUGUUGUGACGGUUGGUCAUGACUGAAUUUUCGGUACAACUAUAAUCAGAAAUUUUCUAAAGCUAGUUGUUAUCGGUGAAAAAAAAAAGUCUUCAUGAUUUUGUGACAGAUGUAAUUUGUACAUUUUGCUGUAUUAAGUGAGUGUUCUUCGCAAAAGAGUGUAACAAAAAAAUGAUUUCUAAAUUGGCGAUCACUUUCAUUUGUAAGGAAAAUAUUCAUUGAAUCAACGAUGUUUCAAAUACUAAAUAGGAAGAAAGGUAUACUCGUGAAAUCAUUGAAACGAUAUUUUGUUGAAAAAAUGGAGAAUCGUUCUGCUGUCAGAUUUUGGUACAGAAAAAAUAUUAGAAACUCUAAUUCAAAACGUUAUCAUGUCUCUAAAGAUGGCGGCAUUUUGGGCGAGUCAAAGUUGUCGACGUGUAUCAUCCUUACCGGUUUGCCGCGUCGGUCAGGGAGAGUUGAGGGGAUUAUUGAAGAAGGUGAUCCGUGAAGUUUUUAUACAGAUAUAUAAAUGUCUCGAUAGUGCUAACACAUUACAAACAAGUAUAAAAACAGUACAAGUUGCAAGUGGUAUAAACGUGUGGUGAGUGCGCGUUUCGACUCGGGGAAUCGUGUGCUCCGAAAUUGCGGCGUACUCGAACAGAACCUCAAAAAGCGAACAGAUAUAUAUUUCAUAUCUUGUAGAAAGAGGCUAGUACGUGCUCUUCGAUAAAAAAAAAAACCAGCAAGUCGAAUGUUUCAAAUCUCGUAAAAAUAAUACGGAGAGGAUUGGAAUUUUGGUUUUCCUGCCGUUUCGGCACUUUUGCCGAAUCCUUCGUUCUCAACGUACCCCAAUUUUAGGGGUAGAUUUUUUAAACGCUGAGUAAAAACAACAAAGCAAGAUGGUAUAUAAGUGCAAUUUUUUAAAUAUUUUUACUACAUUGCUCGUAUUUUUGAUCGAGCGUGGUGGCCACGCAGACGGUAGUCAAUUGCCUCAUGUUCGUGGUAUCCCACUGUCAAAAAAUGCUGUCUAUGCUCCGAAUCGUGAUUUUGAAUGUCUCGAUGGCAGUAGAUUGAUGAGUUUUGAUCGUGUAAACGAUGACUAUUGUGACUGCGGAGAUGGUAGUGAUGAGCCUGGAACCGCUGCGUGCCCAAACGGCGUUUUUUUUUGUCAAAACACAGGCCAUAUCUCUAGGUAUUUACCAUCCAGUCGUGUCAACGACGGAGUUUGUGAUUGCUGCGAUGCCAGUGACGAAUGGGCUUCGGACGCACAGUGUCUCCAAAACUGUCAUGAACUUGGUAAAGAAGCCAGAAAAGAACUUGAAAAAGCUGCUGAGCUGCUUAAAGAAGGUAGCAAAAUAAGAUUGGAAAUGAUUGCAAUUGGGAAGCGAUUGAAGACUGAGAAUCAAGCCAACCUCGUUAAGUUACGACACGAUAUGGAGGAAGCCGUUUUGAUUAGAAAAGAAAAGGAAGUCACUAAAACUUUGGCAGAAGAGAGAGAAAAUGCUGCUCUUGAAAAAUACAAACCUGUGGAACCACAAGUACCUGCAGAACAGCCAGGCAUCGAAGCAACCGAUUACUUUAAAAUGUUGGAUUCCGAUGAGAGCGGCAUUGUUACUCUUGCCGAAAUUACAACUAGGGUCACUUUCGAUAAGGAUGGUGAUGGAGAGGUGACCGAAGAAGAAGCACUCUUCUUCUUGAAUAAUAAGAAGGAAAUUAGUAUGGAAGACUUUGUUAAUUUAGCUUGGCCAUUGAUCAAACCUUUCGUCAUGAGAGAACAGGGAUCGUUUAAACCACCGACUGAAAGAGACGAGAAGGAGGAAGUUCAGGAGGAACAUGACGAUUUACCGGAACAUCCGGCGGAAGCGGAUAUAGAGACGGGAGGAGAAUUCGAGGCCCCGGAAGAAGAGGAAGACGAGGAGCAGGAGCAGGAGCCUCACGAAAAGACACCGGAAGUUCAAUACAACGAAGAAACUCAAGCAUUGAUCGACGAGGCAACUCGAGCUCGAGAACAGUAUCAGCAAGCCGAGAAAGCCUGUUCGGAGUUGCAAAUGAAAAUCAGAACAUCCGAAGAGAAAAACGAAAGGGAUUAUGGACCGGAAGAAGAAUUCGCACCUCUCGAUGGCGAAUGUUUCGAGUAUCGUGAUUCGGAGUACGUGUAUUCUAUGUGUCCGUUCGGCAGAGCGACACAACGUUCUAUUUCAGGUGGUUCCGAAGUGAACCUUGGUCAUUAUCACGAAUGGGCCGGUCCGGAAACGAACAAAUACUUAAAAAUGAAGUACGACCGUGGUUUGACGUGUUGGAACGGUCCGGCUCGUAACGUUCUUGUAAAUAUUCGUUGUGGUACGGAAAACCGUCUUGUUUCGGUCUCGGAGCCAAGCAGGUGCGAAUACGCGAUGGAAUUUAUAACGCCGGCUCUUUGUAAUCCGGAUAUCGAUAGGCGUCAUUUCCACGAGGAAUUGUAAGGAGAAUAACGUCGCAAAACCUUCGAAGAACCAAAAGAACAAUUCAAAACCACACAGAAAACGAGGCAACCAAGUAUUUUCGUAACCAACAAAGAAACUGAGAAAAGAAACGAAUUAAGGAACAAAACGUACAUGCACGAGCACAUGUUUUUUUAAACGAUUAUACGAUCAAACGUAUUUAACGCUCGAUCUUUUUAACCUUGUUCAAUAUCAAUCUCGACAAAUGGUCGUGAGUAUAAAAUCACACUAAAACGAAAUUCCUCGUGAACCGUGUUUCCCGAUCGAUGCGUAAUCGGGUAUGAAAAGAGUGAUUAAAAAAAUUUUAUAUCCUACAUUAUACAACUGUUCAUAAACGAAAAAACUGAUUUUUUUUCUUUUUCAUCCGUCAUAUCACUCAAAUUUGUACCACCGUGAAACAUCAAAAAAUUUAUUUUAAUUGCGAAACGUGGAUACAUUUUCUUCAAAACUUAAUACAAAAAAAUUAAUAAGUUUUAGAACUAAAAUUUUCGUUGCUUCUCGGCGGUACAAUCUUGAAUGAAUUUCUACGAGUUGAACAUAAUAUCAAGAAUGUGCAACAAAAUUUUUAAGUCGUUGGCGAGUUUGACGUAACCGCACAUAAGAAUCAUGAGUUGUUUACAACGUAUAUUAUUAAUAAUAAUAUUUGAAACGAUGAGAAAGCGUAAUGCUCAUACCGAUGGUGAUGGAAAAAGCUCACCUUUUACACAUGUCAAAAAUCAAUGGAGAACUACCAAUAACGGGGCAUCACAUCACGACACGAUUUUCUAUCGAAAUCGUGAACCAUUGACUUCUUUUCAACACGCAGAUAUAUUUAUAAGAAAUGGCGUGGAAGUGAGGUGCGCGUGGAAAAUAGGAAAAGAAAAACUGACAAAAAAUUAUUGUUGCAUCUUCUAAUUGCCAAUACCGGAUCACUGUUACAUUCCCUCUUUUGUACACGAAGUAUUUCUACGGAGAUAAUAAAUAAAAGAAAACCGGAAAGAAAAAAUUUCGAUAUUUUA